Molecule: messenger RNA, 159 nt
Organism: Loa loa (African eye worm)
Lineage: Eukaryota; Metazoa; Nematoda; Chromadorea; Rhabditida; Onchocercidae
Exons: 1
Coding region: 1-159 (52 amino acids)
Source: RefSeq, a predicted model, not a curated record
AUGGCAUGGAAUGAUGAUUUUAAACACUGGCCCAGUCAGUGUGACGUAAGAACAGUGGUUUGUCACAAAGGAAGAUACUUGGUUUCAACUAAAUGGCCAGCUCAAAUUUCGGUUGUACCUGGUGCGGAUAGUUUUAGUGUGGCAUGGUGGCUCACGUGA